Molecule: messenger RNA, 1871 nt
Organism: Pelobates fuscus (common spadefoot toad)
Lineage: Eukaryota; Metazoa; Chordata; Amphibia; Anura; Pelobatidae
Product: G-protein coupled receptor family C group 5 member C-like
Exons: 4
Coding region: 111-1292 (393 amino acids)
Biological process (GO): G protein-coupled receptor signaling pathway
Cellular component (GO): extracellular exosome; intracellular membrane-bounded organelle; plasma membrane
Molecular function (GO): G protein-coupled receptor activity; protein kinase activator activity
Source: RefSeq, a predicted model, not a curated record
ACACUUUGUCUUUUCUGGAUUGAAGAACUCCACGCUACAGGGUGAUUGCAGAACUCCACACUGCAGAAUAAAACAAGAAAGGGAAAGUUCAUGCAAUACUAUACCUGACAAUGGCAAGCAGAUACCUUUUGUUUAUCGCAUUGCUGAACUUCAUGAAAGCUGGUUCCACUCAGAAUCUCACAACCUCAGUUCCAGGCUUGCAGAAAAUCUCGGUUAUGCCAAAAGGAUGUGGACAUGAUAUCAAAUCAAUGUACUUUGUACUUUGUGAUUUGAAUGCAACAUGGGGAAUUAUAAUUGAAGCCGUGGCAGCCUUAGGAAUAGUUUUCACCUUUGUGCUAUUAUUGAUAUUUUUGGCAUUGGCUCCAUCAGUUAUUCGGGAUGAACGCAAAGGUUCCUUAGCCAUUAAUGCUAUGUUUUUAGUAGGUGUCUUUGGCCUUUUUGCUUUAGUUUUUUCCUUUCUCAUUGCACCUACUGCUGUGAUAUGUGAGUGCCGCAGAUUUUUAUUUGGAGUUCUAUUUGCUAUGUGCUUUUCAUGUUUGGUGGCACAUUCAGUCAGGCUUAACUACCUGUUGUUUCAAAAUCGUGGACCUGGUGGGUGCUUGAUAUUUUUUUUGGCCCUUGGACUUUUCAUGGUAGAGGCUAUAAUAAAUGUUGCGUGGCUUCCCAUCACAAAUGUACGUCACAAUCUUUUGUCUCCAUCUCAGCCUGACAGCCCCUGUAAUAUUACCAACCAGGACUUUGUGACUGCAUUGGUCUAUGUGAUGUUCCUCAUACUGGCCUCACUAUUUAUUCCUUGCCCAGUGUUCUUUGGACAUUAUCUACAAUGGAAGCGCCAUGGAAAAUACAUUGCUUUAACAGCAUUUUCUUCUCUUGUUAUCUGGAUAACGUGGAUUGUGAUGUACAUCUAUGGAGUUGAACAAUUAGGUUACAUGAAAAAUUGGGAUGAUUUUAUCCUGGCAGUUGCUUUAAUAGUAAAUGGCUGGGUGUUCAUUUUGUUUUACAUUAUCCCAGAGCUAGUAGAAAUGACCAAGACCGGUUACCAUUAUGAAGAGGACAACCUAAACAUAAUGAAACGAUUCUCUGAGUCUCCACCAGCCAUUAUGAUUGAAGACAAGGCAUUCUGUAUGGGUAUUCCAGACGUUAAUGAGGAAAUAAACAAAAAAAAAACACAAGGCCUUUCUAUUUCUCCUUAUAGCAACUACACUGGAAUUUAUCCUACGCUGCCUUUGUACCCAUCAGAAAUGGAAACUGUAAACCACAUCCACCUACCUAGAAUUUCGAUGGAACCAUAGAGAUUACCUCUGUAGACGCGGGACCCCAGCAGUAACAAGUGAUCAGACCGAGAAGAUAUCAACAUCUAAGACUUUGGUUGGAGGGUUAAGCUGUUCUGAGUUCACUUUGUACACUUGCUGCAUCCGGUGGGACCCAAAGUAAAGCAGUGAAAUUUAUUUUAUCAAUCCUGAUACCACAGUUUUAACAAGAUUGCCGAUCACCUCUUUUCUCCAUGAAUAUUUGAUACGAUGAUUACAUUUGAAUUAUUUUCAGUUCUUGCUGUUUUCUCUACUUGCCAGUAUGUCCCCCAAGGUUUUAUCAACCAGCCUGUUAAAAAUUUAGAAGAACAAGUGUUUACUUGGUGAACACAGUGUAACAAAUUUCGUGUUAACUCCAAAUCCAAAAGGGGUGUUUAAAUCAGCCAGUUUUGAGUGCAAGGAAGUUAAUUACUUGACAGUAGAGCAGACUUUCUGAUAGUGUAAAAUAUACAAAUUACAUAUUCAGUAUUUCUCUAUCCUUAUUAAACAUUUGCUAAUUGGACACCACCUAGCCAUAAUUAUAAUGCUUGUUUAUGUUACAUGGUAUUGUAAUUUUGCCUA